CUCAAUGAGACCUCCUCCUCCGGGAAAGGGGGGCUGCUUUUCCACGGUGCUGGCGGACUCGAGGUCUCCUCCAGAAGGGCCAUGUCCUCACACAGGGAGGUUCCUCCUGUGAGUGAAAAGCCUUCCAGCGGCGACCCGGCCUCGGGGAGCGACUAUGACUACGCAGAAGAGUAUGACAGCGAGCCACAGAUAUCCGGCUAUAUCGUGGAUGACUCAGUGCGAGUUGAACAGGUCGUUAAACCCAAGAGAAACAAGACAGAGAGUGAAAAGACUUCAGAUAAACCCAAAAGAAAGAAAAAAGGAGGCAAAAAUGGAAAAAACAGAAGAAACAAAAAGAAGAAAAAUCCAUGUGACGCAGAAUUUAAAAAUUUCUGCAUUCAUGGUGAAUGCAAAUACAUAGAGAACCUGAACGCAGUAACAUGCAAGUGCCAUCAUGAUUACUUUGGCGAGCGGUGUGGCGAGAAGUCCAUGAAGACUCAGAGUAUCGUUGACGAUGAUUUGUCGAAAAUCGCCCUGGCCGCCGUAGCCGCCUUCCUCUCUGCCGUGAGCUUUACCGCCAUUGCUGUUGUAGUUACAGUCCAGCUUCGGAAACGAUACGCCAGGGAAUAUGAAGGGGAAGCAGAAGAACGGAAGAAACUUCGACAGGAAAAUGGAAAUUCACAAGCACUAGCAUGAAUGACGGCUAUCCAGACGGAGUCAGGUCUACGCCGCCACCACCAAAGAGCCGUCCAUCAGUGCGUUCAAGAAAAGCGCCUUCUCACGUCCUCACGGUGUCAAACUUCGAUUGUCACUUUUAUGCUGAGUCGUAUUUGUGUACAUAAAGAGACACGUGGAAAUGGAAAGUAUUUUUUCAAUUUGUAAAUAAUUUAUUUAAUAUUUAAUGGAAGUGUUAUUUAUUUUAUAGCUCAUUAAACUUUUUUUAA
This is a messenger RNA of Perognathus longimembris pacificus (Pacific pocket mouse), 923 nucleotides long. It is a transcript of the gene Areg, whose product is annotated as amphiregulin. The transcript has 5 exons. Gene Ontology annotation, biological process: positive regulation of mitotic nuclear division; epidermal growth factor receptor signaling pathway; positive regulation of cell population proliferation. The record is from RefSeq and is a predicted model, not a curated record. Lineage: Eukaryota; Metazoa; Chordata; Mammalia; Rodentia; Heteromyidae. Bases 82 to 675 code for a protein of 197 amino acids.